UAAUUUGUUUCUGAGUUCUCCUUUUUUCUUCGUUCUUCCUUCUACCCCUCAAUCUAAACCCUAGAUCGAGAUUUCGCGACCAUGGCAAAGAAUAGGGGCAAAAACAAGUUCGUUGUUGGCUCCUCUAGUGAGAGAGAGAACGUGCCUUCGGGGAGGUUACCGAAAUCUUCGAGGGGUCGACCUUCGGAGAGGCCGUUGGAGAAGAGUUCGAUUGGUUGGGAUGCUUCCGAAGAUGAACGUGCAACCUCUGGUGAGAGAGCUGGUUUUUCGGGUGUUCGUCGUCGUUACUCCGAGUUUCCAGUUCAUUGGUCGGAAGCUGAUCCGAAGGGCAAGUAUGCCUCAAUUUUGCAUGAGACCACGCAGAUCGACGGUCCGUUGGAGAAAUCGGUCAGCGGUGACUGGUUGGUGGAAGCGAAGUUAGGGAAUUAUCAUCGGAAGGCCGAGGAGCUAUACGGAAUUCAGCAUGCCUUGGGGUACUGGUGCGAGCUUCCUGAACAAGAGCGUCCUCGGGUGACUCAUCCACCGAGGGGGUUCAUUUCCGUGUAUACUCACCAUUUGGAGAAUGGUCUCCGCUUUCCUUUGGAUCCGUUCGUAUCCGAGGUUUUGGUGUCGUACAACAUUAGUUUGGCCCAGCUCACACCCAAAUCUAUGAGGCACAUAAUCGGAUUUAGAUGGGUGUGUGACUUCGUCAAUUUCCCUUGCUCUGUCGCUAUUUUUCGGGAUCUUCACGAUCUGGUUCUCAACCAUGCUUCCAAGGGUGAUGGGUAUGGUUGGUGGACCAUUGUCAACAAGAAGUCCCGAAAGAGGGGGGAUCCGAACUACAUCACGGCGUACCCCUACCUUAGCUCUGACCACAAUUGGAAGACGGAGUGGUUGCUCGUCCGUGUGCCGACGGAUCCGAAGCAUCCCAACUUUUAUCGUCCUCCGAAGUGGUUCGUGGCUCCUGAUCCUGAUAUGAGGGGUGUGGCGGCUCCAGAUCGGAACCAUCGCCACUAUGUGGACCUCCUCCAGUGGUUCUUGGCUCAAGAGGAUAACCACCGACUGCCGUCUAGCUGGCUCCCGAAUCUCAAUUACAUUCUGAGGGAGGACAUUCUUGCUGUUGCCGGUCUCAGCAGGAUUUUUGACAGGGAGUACGGCUUUAGCUGCAUUGAUCCUAAGAAGUUGGGCAUUUCUUUGGAUUUGAAGACUAUUCACGACCCGGCUCCCGAGUACAAGUUCGGAAAAGAUAACCCUCGUAAUCCUCGUCUGAAGGAUUACGUGUUGUCUCCUUUGGGGGUUGCUCGGAUAUCCGAAGUUCGAGCUGAUCCGUGGGAUUCCGCCUCUUCUGUUGAAGCUGUUCCUGUGAAGGUUGUGCUUCCUGAGUUGAAGACGACUUCGGAUCCGGAUCAACGCAAAAGGAAGGGUAGCACUCUUUUGAGGCCUUCCACGCAUCCGAAGAAAGCGAAGGCUUCUCAGCCCUCGGAGAAGGAAGCAGUUUCGGAAGUCAUGCCUCCUCCUAAGAAUCUUCUUCACUUCAUGCCCUUGCCCGGGCAGAAGUUAAAGAGUGUGGUGGUUGCUGAACCGCCGGCCGUGGAUCAGCCGCUGAUCGAGGAAGAUAUCAUCCCUUCUCCCCUUAAACCAUCUGCUGCUUUGGGGAUCGAAAUCCAGGAUAUCACCGAGGUGAUGGAGGCGAUUGAAGCCGAUUUUGUUCCUGGUUCGGAUGUCCCUGAGGUAGCUGGGGAGAAGAAGGAGUCUGCUGAUCUUCCCUUCGAGAGGGAGAAGAGUCCAGACAAGGAGAUGAUAGAUCUCUCGGGCCCCGAAGCUGCGGUCCCCGAGGUUCAGAAGGAGGUUCCCUCUGCUGGAGAGGAGGAGCAGCCCGAGCAAGGUUUGACGAGGAAGAGGCGCCACUCAACUUUGGGUUCUACUUCUACCUCGGCCCUGGAUAGGCUGAUCCAUGCUGAUCCCUGUUCGGAUGUUCCGCUAAAACGGAUCCCCGAAGAAGUAAGGGAGGCGAUGGCUCGAUAUGCCAGGGCUCCGAUUUUGGGAGAGGACCCUUUGGCUCACGUGGGAUCCUUGGUGGGCCCCGAGGCUGCUCGGGAGAAUCUGCUUCGUGCUAACCCGCAGUGGAGGGUUCCUGGGGCCGAAGAGAGGAAUCCGGCAAUGAUGGCCCAGUACUAUCUGAACGAGGCUGUUUUCUGGUCUUCGUUCGCUUCCGAGUGUAGCUCGGUUGAGGAGAAACAACUGAGGAAAUAUCGUGAGGCUUAUGCUCGUGAUAUUCCCAUUUUGGACCAGAAGGCUGGGCAACUCCUCUCCGAGCUUACGGAACUCAAGCAGCUGUACCUUCACUAUAGUCGCGAGGCUAGAGAGUCUGCUGAGAAGAUCGGGACCGAGGUUGGCCAGCUCAUCUUCCGAGUUGAAGAGGAUGCUGAGAAGAUCGCUUCCUUUGCUGAGGAGAAGAAGGAUAUGGCCGCUAAGUUCGCUAGCGAACUUGAGGAAAAAGAUAGACUCUUCCAGGAGAUGAAGUCUAAAUUUGAAGCGGCCGACAAGGAGCGUAAAGAGGCGGAGUUAAGGCUCCACCAUUUUGUCCAGCAUCGGGAGCUGAUCCAGCAGCAAGCUGAUAAGGUGCCUGUCCUUCGGCUGAAGCUUCGGGAAAAAGAUGACUAUAUUCGGAAGCUGGAGCAGGAGCGAGUCAACCUCUACACUGCUGAUCAGUGUAGAGAGCAGUACUGGAACGGCAUCCUGGGUGCUCGGCGCAUGUUUGCGAAGCACAUGCCUCACUUCCCUUGGAACGAGAAAGUUCCUCUAUGGAUGCAGGCCGAGGACCACUUGGUGGAAUGCCAAGCUGAUCGAGAUGAAGCUGAAGCUGAACGCCAAGCUGCUCUUGCAGAGGCUCGGGCCCAGAAGGCAACUUCCGAAGGUGAUACCACUGCUGGGGGUUCUUCGAAGGAUGCUCCCCUAGGGGCCGCUUCUGAGACUCCCAAGAGUUAGGGAUUCGGGCAGUCGUCUUCUUCAGAGUCGGUCGGUUCCAGUUGAGGACUUCCGAAUAUGUGCUUGCUUUUCCCCCUUUUGCCUCGGCGCUGCGUUGUACUCAUUUCUUUUUGUUUUCUUUAGUACUUCGGUAGGCCGGUAUUGUCUGUUGAUGGCUGCCGAUUUUAACUUGUUUCAUUUUGUUUUCAAUUUUUGAGGUUUUCGAUGUGUUUGUACUUCCCCCAAAUAUUGAAUAAAAAAUGAAUGUUUGUUACUUGGCUGCUUCUUUUCAACUUGUUCUUUCGCAAUUUUUAGGUCUUUAAAUCCGUAGAUUUCUCGAGCUCCUCUUUCUGUAGACUUGCUAAAAACCUUUUGAUCUUGCGAGCUCUUUAAAUCCGUAGAUCUGCUAAGAGACUCUUUAGUUUUGCGAGUUCUUCAAAUCCGUAGAUCUGCUAAGAGACUCUUUGACUUUGUGAGUUCUUCAAAUCCGUAGAUCUGCUAAGAGACUCUUUAGUUU
This is a messenger RNA of Spinacia oleracea (spinach), 3463 nucleotides long. RefSeq lists its product as uncharacterized. Lineage: Eukaryota; Viridiplantae; Streptophyta; Magnoliopsida; Caryophyllales; Amaranthaceae. The transcript is spliced from 5 exons. The record is from RefSeq and is a predicted model, not a curated record. Bases 82 to 2967 code for a protein of 961 amino acids.